This is a messenger RNA of Pleuronectes platessa (European plaice), 3199 nucleotides long. It is a transcript of the gene ddah1, whose product is annotated as dimethylarginine dimethylaminohydrolase 1. NCBI's taxonomy places the organism in Eukaryota, Metazoa, Chordata, Actinopteri, Pleuronectiformes, Pleuronectidae. The record is from RefSeq and is a predicted model, not a curated record. Gene Ontology annotation, biological process: positive regulation of nitric oxide biosynthetic process; arginine metabolic process. Gene Ontology annotation, molecular function: dimethylargininase activity; amino acid binding. The transcript is spliced from 6 exons. Bases 233 to 1081 code for a protein of 282 amino acids.
CUGCAGACUGGAGCAGCCCUGACUGACACUGUGAGCAGCUGCUGGUGUAAAUAAAGAUUAACCAGCACAAAAAAACUAAUAAUCAAACCGGGCGUCAUCGGGUUAAACUGCCUCUAGUUGCUUUCAUUCAUUCGCUCACUUCUCUGUGAAGCUGCUUUUUUCAGUCCUUUGCUCUUUUUCUUUUUAAAACCACAUUUGCCAAGAAACGGGACAAACCCCCUCAAAAAGCAACAUGGCUGGUUUAAUGGCAGGUUUCGGUCAGUGCACCCACGCCAUCGUCCGGGGGAUCCCCGCGUCCCUGGCCGGAGAGGCGCUCCGGAUCUGCGCCGCGGAGGUGGACCUCGCCGGCGCGCGGAGGGAGCAUGACGCGUACGUGGAGGUGCUGAGGACCAGGCUCCGGCUGGACGUGGUCGAGCUGCCCGCCGACGAGGCGAUGCCGGACUGCGUGUUCGUGGAGGACGCGGCGGUGGUGUGCGGUGACACGGCGCUCAUCACCCGCCCCGGGGCCGAGAGCCGCAGGACGGAGACGGAGGAGAUGAAGGCAGCUCUGAAGGCUCUGAACCUGAACAUCGUGGAGAUGACGGAUGAAACUGCCACACUGGAUGGAGGAGACGUGCUUUUUACAGGUCAAGAGUUCUUUGUGGGCCUUUCCAAGCGGACCAAUCAGAGAGGAGCAGAGAUCCUGGCUGAUGCUUUUAAGGACUACGCUGUGUCCACGGUGCCCGUGCAGCAGGGCCUGCACCUGAAGAGCUUCUGCAGCAUGGGGGGACCCGGCCUCAUCGUCAUCGGCUCCAGUGAACCGGCACAGAAAGCUCUCAAAAUCAUGCAGCAGAUGAGCGACCAUCGCUACGACAAGCUGACGGUGCCCGAUGACCUCGCCGCCAACUGCGUCUACAUGAACCUGCCUGAUCUGGGCCACGUGCUGCUGCACUGCACCGCCGAGGAGUUUCCAGAGAGCGCCAAGGUGUUUGAGAAGCUGAAGGACUACACCCUCAUCCCUCUGGCCAACAGCGAGAAGGUGAAAGUGGACGGAGCCCUCACCUGCUGCUCGGUGCUCAUCAACAAGAAGAGCAACAACUGAGCCUGCUCACCGGGGGGGGGGACACACACAGAAAAUGUGAUUUCCCUUCAAAACCCCCAACAUUACCAAGUUAAAUGUCUUAAAUGAGUUUGAAUGGCUCCGUUGGCACAAAUUCCAAUUAGUUGCCGGUUAUAUUUCGAUAUUUUACUAUUAACUUGAAUAUAUUUUAACAUUUCCUACACAAGGUAAAUAAAUAGGCCCAUUUUACUUCUAGGUGUUUCUACUUCUAUCAUUUUGUUCUUUAGUCGAGUAACUGAUCAAAUAUGAUGCUAAUUAAAUACAAAUAUCUGUUCUGAUGUGAUACUGAACCUGCCAAUCUUCUCAAUUUGUAUUUUUUGGGGAUGAGGAAGUAUUCUCAAUUCUUGGCAGUAAGAAGUGGGAACCAGUUAAUUGAAAUGUGUGAGCCAGUUAAUCAAAAGGUGGGAACCAAUGUAAUAAAACAUGGCCUCACUAUAUAUAUACAUUGUCUUCAGUCUAUGACCACUCCCAUGCUCCUUACAAAUGUAAACAGUUUGUUUAUUCUGUUUACUUGCACCGUUUUAACUGUGAUUUCAUGUGAUUGGUUAUAUAAAACAAAUGCAACUCUUCUUUCCAAGAACUGUAUUUUCAAAUAAGAUUAUUCCUUCUAGUGGAGGAAAUCGAUCCUGUUGUUGCUGUGCUACUUAAAAAAACGUAUUUGUCACUGUUGCUCCUGAGUUCCUGCUGAUGUUUGAGUUUCACCACUGUACUUUUCAGAUUGUUUGGAUUCUGGAUUCUUUGAUCAGUGAUGUGAUUUCCUUUGUGUGAUAUUGACAGUGAACCGCCGCUGAGACCUGAGGUGCUCUUAGUUUUUUGUUUACGACUGUUGCUCUUCUCAUUGCCACCGAUCGUAGAGAACUGGUGACAGUUAACUGGUCCUGAGCACCUGCCCACCAGCAGGAGGAGCAAACUGGAUCCAUUCAUUCUAUGAGAAACCAUCUGUGCCCGUUUAUUUGCAUCCCUGCUGCUGAUUGUCUCUCGUGUGCUGGGGAUGCAAACUUGUUCACAUGUGCCAACCCUGCAGAGGACAGAGAGAAGCUGCCCCUGUGUGUUUCCCUCAUUACAAGACGACCUGAGCUUUCAUUUACUCCAACGUAAACACCUCUGCUCCUCUAAAGAUUCUGAAAACACUGUCGAUAUCUCACCCUGUUGGUUUUUUCCUGUUUAGUUGAUUUACGCUGGUUCCAUGUUUUUCCCGUCGGGCAGAUUUGACACUAUGGGAGCUGCCAGCACCAGUUUGACUGAUGAGCUCCGUCCCAGUGGCCUCUGCUGUUUGCAUGUGUGAGGGCCUGUGUGGAUAUGACGGCACGGUGCAUGCACACUGUAAAUACUCCUCUGUACUGUAGCUCGAGGCCCCAUCACAUCUGAGACCCGUGUUGUUUCUCAUUGUGAUCGUUUGUGAAAGUCGAGGAAAUGACAUCAGGAGGCGAUUCAGCCCCUUCCUACGGGCGAGUGGGCAGUGAUGAAACAUGGAAAGAAUUCCUACAGGGAGGAGAGGGGCUCCGACUCAGCCAGUAAACACUGACUCGCUCAAACUUUCUCUCUUUCUCCCGGUUGUCUCACUCACACACACACACAACGUUGGCUUUUCUCCUCCACGGUUAUUGCCUCAUAUACGAUUCUGGCCUGUUCCACGGACAUGAUAUCACACAGUCUGGUGGACGUGAUGAUCUGGCGUUAAAGUGCGAGUCUUGUGUAUUUUUGCUGAAGGCUGCUGACUGGUUGCGGGGCGAUAACACGGCUGCAGAGUGUGUGAUGCUCACGCUCCAGAGGGCCGAGCCAGACAGGAGCAGUCGCACUCUGAUUACCACAUGGCAGCCGCUGGAGUCAAAUCUAAAGAAUCUAGAAUUGCCUUCACCUCUCAGUCCUAAAAUCGAAAUAACAUCUUCUACAGGUAUUUCUUCUCUUGGCUGGAGACUCUGUUUGUGAGUAACUUUGGUGAGCCCCCCCCCCCACUCAUCCCUAUAGUCAUGCAGUGUGUGUCGGCCAUGUUCCCACUCAGGUCUCUUGGUUCUCAUUCGAGUUGUGAGUAAUGAUUACUUGUGUCAUGUUUAAUUGAGUCUUUCAUCUACUUAGUGUAAUAAAUUAACAUCUAUAAUU